UAGAGGGGGCGUCGUCUCUACCCCAGCUGAUACCAAAGCGUCAUUUCGUUUUUCUUUCAGUCAUCAUUCAGUCACAUUCAGUUAAACUAUAAUGCACAAAAAUUUUCAUUUUUAUUUCUAUUAAUAUAUUUUAUAAUUUUACAAAUAUAUAUAUAAAAGUGAGAUAAAACCGAGAAAAAAAAAAAAAAAAAAAAAAAUUUUACCGCAUCAUCAAUUUUUAAUAACAAUAAAAAAAAUAUGAUUCCGGAUACAGAAAGUGCUUGUCAAACACCGGCAAUGACAUAUCAGUGUCCGGAAGUGUACGAUAAGUUCAAGAGUGAAACCAGUGGACCAGAAAAUGAGGCUGCCUCUGUGACCGCAUGGAAAAGAUAUCAACAUUUCCUUGCUAUUAUGAAGUCAAGAGGUGAAAAGUUCAACCGGAAGUCAAUGAUCGAGUCAAUGUUUCGAGGUGGUGAUCUUGUUUAUUUAAAUCAAUGACGAUUAACAGAAAAAAAAAAUCAUUACAUUUAUAUAGAAUUAUUUUUAAAAUAUAGAAUUUAAAAAAUAAUACUCAAUUAGAAAAAACGAGAUUUAGCUAUAGAAAUUUCAAUAUUUUUUUUUUUUUAA
This is a messenger RNA of Leptopilina boulardi, 606 nucleotides long. RefSeq lists its product as uncharacterized. NCBI's taxonomy places the organism in Eukaryota, Metazoa, Arthropoda, Insecta, Hymenoptera, Figitidae. The record is from RefSeq and is a predicted model, not a curated record. Bases 238 to 477 code for a protein of 79 amino acids. The transcript is spliced from 2 exons.